Exophiala viscosa is the source of this 2243-nucleotide messenger RNA. RefSeq lists its product as uncharacterized. The record is from RefSeq and is a predicted model, not a curated record. Bases 310 to 1974 code for a protein of 554 amino acids. Gene Ontology annotation, molecular function: ATP-dependent H2AZ histone chaperone activity. NCBI's taxonomy places the organism in Eukaryota, Fungi, Ascomycota, Eurotiomycetes, Chaetothyriales, Herpotrichiellaceae. Gene Ontology annotation, cellular component: Swr1 complex. Gene Ontology annotation, biological process: chromatin remodeling. The transcript has a single exon.
AUCUUUUUCGCUCUCUCUCUUCUUCUCUGCUCAUCGAUAUUCGUUGUCACCAACAGUCAACGCAUUACCGCGACACUCGACGUCAGCACGACCGCACGACCCUCUCACCUCCACAAUAUCGACCUUUCCUCCACGCGGCGGUGCCUGUUGUUCUAGAACAAAGCUCAGACUCGAUCACACACGUCCCUGGUGCUGCCCACUGCGCAGUCGAAAUCUAAUAUGAAAAAGAAGGCCCUACGUUCGUCAUACCAGCACAGUCCAUUUUGUCUGGAGAGAUAAACAAAUCACUCUCCAGAGAGUCCAGCUCUCAUGGAGCCACCUCCACCCCCGCCGCCGCCUCAUGGCUCCAACCCACAAGGUGGCGGCAGGACAGGUGGUCUCCCUGACGGCAAGUAUGACAUUUUUGUCGUCCCUCCAAACUCCGCAGGCUCGGGCUUCCUCUAUCUGCCAUCAUUGCAAACACAACGCAAUAGCUUCCUGGCCGGAGUCUUCUGUACGGCCGCCACGUUCUUCGUCUACACGACUGCUGUACCUGUCGUCAAGAGAUGGCUUUACGACACAGUCAAUGGUGGAGGAGGAGGAGUUUUCAUGCUCAUCUGCGGUGUUGCAGUUGUUGCUUGGGCGUUCGGUAAGACACAGAAUGAAUGGGCGCAGGCCGGACCCUCCAGUCGAGCUGGCUCCAGCUCGGGCACCGGAGGACAAACAGGUGGAGCUCACGGGGGAUUCGGCGGUGCUGGAACAUAUCCUCACAGUCAAUCUGGACCUCAUCCGAAUGCACAUUCGCCGCCCCCUCCUCAGUCAUCGUGGCAGAGACCACAGCCACAGGCUAACACUAAAGCCAACACGACGAAUGCAAAAUCUAGCUGGGAAAAGGCCAGAGAAGAGACGAGAAAGAAAGAAGAAGAGCGGAAACGGGCGGAAGAGCUGAAAAAGCGUAGAGAAGAGCUGGAAAAAGAAAGACAGAAACAGAGAGAAAAAGAUGCGCUUGAAAGACUUGAACGGGAGCGCAAGGAGAAGAAGGAACGCGAGGAAAAAGAAGCUGCUGCCGCCGCUGCUGCGGCUGCCGAUAAACAAAGACCGCAGAAGACUGCUGAAGCAUCACCCAAACGCCCACCCAUGCCGACGGCGACCACGGAAAAAGAAGAAGAUGCCUAUUCAUUCCGACCGUACGAUCGACCAAAACGAACACACAAAGCCAACUCGGCGGCUUCAAUGUACUCGGAGUCGUCGUAUGCUCCAUCGGAAAGUACCGCAAAGCCGACAAUUCCAGCAUCAGCACGAGGGCCUUACUCGACCAAGGAUCCGGACAAGAUCAUCAUCAAGGGGGUCUUCUCCUUCAACAAUGCAUUCAUGCGAACCCCAAUCUCGCAACUAGUGUCCGGACAAGGUAAUGUCACGGAUGGCCUCAUCCUUCGGAUUACGACCGAAGGCAUGUUCAUUGACGAUGAUGUACGAGGAGUACCGCAACGUGAGUGGGAUAUCAAGGCUUGGACGAUGAAAUUGGCAGAGGUAUGGUGUCCCAAUCUACCCCUUGGAUUUAGUGGUCCCAAACGAAAGUUUUCCAUUGGAGUUGGUGCCGCCUCGAGGCAAGAAUCUUCACCUUCACAGACCGACUCCAACGUUGUUGUCAACAAGUUGUUGAAAGUCUGCGAGGCAAGCUGCAAAUCCAUGCAGUCUUCAGCGUCCACGGCCCAAGGUUUCCGUUCUUCCUUUCCUACACCGUCAACCACGAGCGAAUUUACUGACCAAACAUCCACACAGAGCUGCGAACUCAACGGCAUGCACGUCCUCAGAGCCAGCCUCCGAGAUCAAGAAGGAAAGAAAUACGUCUUCAUACUCUCUCAAAGUGAGGGCUGGAAGGUGGCCGUUGGACUGCAACGUCUGCGGAGAGGCAGUCAGGUCCGAGCACUGGGUGUGGCGGGACUGCCACCAAACGAAACCAGAGCGAUCCUCGAGAAUCUUGGUUUUGCAUAAUCAGUCGAAUGCGUUCUGGACAUGUUUUAAUUGUCUUGCAAGUGAUACCACCGAAAAGCUUUGCACAGUAUUGAGCGAAAUAUUCAGUUUUCAGCCAUUCAAAGUUGACAGUUAGCGAGGCAUCAGCGACGGAGUUCAAGUCUUGUACAUUCAAUGAGGAUCUUGAAGUGAUUGGAUGCUACUAAGUACUUGGGAUUUGUCUGAGACCAGUUUACUAUGAUGGCACAGGGAGAGUUGAGCUCCCAAGGCGUUGAUGUACCAUAGUAACU